Molecule: messenger RNA, 669 nt
Organism: Ilex paraguariensis (yerba mate)
Lineage: Eukaryota; Viridiplantae; Streptophyta; Magnoliopsida; Aquifoliales; Aquifoliaceae
Source: the annotation of a GenBank genome assembly
AGCCAAGCUUCCUCCAAGCCUCCGAGGCUUUCCAUCAUAGGCAACUUGCACCAGCUAGGCAAACUGCCUCACCAAUCCCUAUGGAAACUCUUGCAGAAAUACGGUUCGGUCAUGCUAUUACAGCUUGGUAACAGCCCAACCCUAGUCAUCUUGUCGACAGACAUGGCCAAAGAAGUCCUGAAAACACACGACAUUGACUUUUGUAGCCGGCUGCCCUCUCCCAAUGCAAAGAGACAUACCUACAAUUUCUCAAACAUGGCUUACAGUGAUCACUGGCGAGAGAUGUGCAAAAUCUUUGUAACUAGGCUUCUCAAUCCAAGUAGAGUGCAAUCGUUUGGGCAAGCAAGUGAGGUUGAGAUUAAUAAUAUGAUAAACUCUCUACUACUAGCCUCACCUAAUCCUGUUGAUCUUGACGAGCAAAUCUAUAGUUUUACGGAUGGGUUUCUUGGCACAUCUGCCCUGUGUAAAAGCUAUAGAGGAAAGCAAUUUAAGGGUCAAAACUUGAAAGAUGUUGUUGAGGACGCCAUUAGAAUGCUAGAUGGUUUCUCGGCUGAGGACUUUUUCCCAUGGAUUGGGAACAUGGCACACAUUUUAACUGGGCAACGUGAUAGGCCAGAGAAGUGCUUUAGUAUGCUUGAUGGUUACUUUCGAAUGAUACUUGAAAAGUGA